UCCUGGCCGCACUACUAGAUCGCUUUGCCUAAGGACCGAACGCUCAUUAUCCCUUCCAAAUUGCCACCUUUGUCUUCAGCAGUUCUUGCACAACCACCUGCAGAGGCUCCUUUAAUGGAGGUACCAUGGGCGCCCUCCCUGGUGGUCCUGCUGGCCACCGCCGUCUUCCUGGUGGCCAUUCUCCGUCGCCACCGGCAGCAAUCGCGCAAGUACAACAUCCCGCCUGGUCCUCGGCCAUGGCCGGUGAUCGGCAAUCUCAACCUCAUAGGCCCCCUGCCACACCGCUCCAUCCAUGUGCUCUCGUCGCGGUAUGGCCCGCUCAUGUCCCUCCGGUUUGGUUCCUUCCCUAUCGUCGUCGGCUCCUCCCUUGAGGCGGCCGAGUUCUUCCUGAGGACACACGACCUGGCGUUCCUCGACCGGCCCCGGAUGGCCUGCGGCAAGUACACCGUGUACAACUACUCCGGCAUGCUGUGGUCGCACUACGGUCCAUACUGGCGCCAGCUCCGCAAGCUAUGGCUGACAGAGCUUCUUAGUACGAGGCAGCUGAGGCUGACAGAGCACAUCCGUGGCGAGGAGGUGCGCGCCAUGCUGCGCGACCUGCAUCCGAGCACGAGCACGGCGGCCUCCACCUCCACCGGGCGCGCGGUGGUGCUCAAGGACCACCUUCUCAUGGUGACCCUCAACGUCAUCUCGCGCAUGGUGCUGGGCAAGAAAUACGUCGGCGAAGGGGCUGGUUCGGCCUCGGCGGUGAAGCCGGAGCAGUUCAGGUGGAUGAUCGAGGAGAUCUUCUUCCUCAACGGCGCGCCUCACAUCGGGGACAUGAUCCCGUGGCUCAGCUGGCUAGACCCGCAAGGGUACGUCGGCAGGAUGAAGAGGCUGGGCAAGAUGUUCGACCGAUUCAUCGAGCACGUCCUGCGCGAGCACAACGAGCGGCGGCUGCAAGAGGGCAAGGCGUUCGUCCCCAAGGACAUGGUCGACCUGCUGCUACAGCUCGCCGAUGACCCCAUCCUUGAGGUCCCCAUUAGUGGCGACGGUGUCAAGGCAUCCGUUUUGGUAUGUUAUGUUAUUUGAUCGAUAAUCGUUUUCCGUUCCUAAUAUUUGUGAUUUUGUGUGGAGGUUAAGUUAACGGAAAAGACACUUCUAACGGUUCCGAUACCUAC
Molecule: messenger RNA, 1160 nt
Organism: Hordeum vulgare subsp. vulgare (domesticated barley)
Lineage: Eukaryota; Viridiplantae; Streptophyta; Magnoliopsida; Poales; Poaceae
Product: dimethylnonatriene synthase-like
Exons: 1
Coding region: 115-1071 (318 amino acids)
Molecular function (GO): monooxygenase activity; heme binding; iron ion binding
Source: RefSeq, a predicted model, not a curated record